This is a messenger RNA of Linnemannia hyalina, 1644 nucleotides long. Lineage: Eukaryota; Fungi; Mortierellomycota; Mortierellomycetes; Mortierellales; Mortierellaceae. The record is from the annotation of a GenBank genome assembly.
AUGUCUGGUGAUGUUGCUCCUCCUGCAUUGCCUUCCCGUACUCCAAGGACACCAAGGGCACCACAGUUUCGCGGGACGGUUGGAGCGCCACAGGCGUAUGGGGAGGGUGUAGUUGAUAUGUCCGGAACGGAGUAUGAUGCGGCACCUGAUUCUUAUUUUGCGAGACCUACUGGGCCCAGGGCGCCACAGCUGGAUACUCGGGAAGAGGACGAGCCUGGUCAGGGAAAGCAGCAGGAGCAGCAGUCGAUUGCGGCUAGUGGAGGAGUGGCUGCAGGGAUACUGGAGAAGGACGAUAUUCAGUCGUACUAUCAGCCUCCAGUGUUCCCUAACAAGCAAGGAGAGAAACCUUUGCAGGACGUGAAGCAGCCCGUUCAGGAACAAUAUCAACAACAACAGCCUGAUCCAUAUUACCAAUCGCAGCAACAUUCAGCGCCAGUGGUCUACCGGCCGCCUGCAGCACCCCAGUUCUCGCCGCAAGUUGACCAACACCAGCAGCUUCAUUCAAUAUCAUCCGUCGUUAAUCCGGUCUCAUCUCCAGCUAUGGGGUACGCAGAAACGCCUGCGAUGUACCACCCCCUUCCUACUUCGUCCUACCCACCGCCUGCCGCUGCACCCUCGCCGGCGUUGAGUCAUUACCCUCCACCUAGCACCGCACCCAUGUUCUCCCCUGCAGCUGUAGUCCGACCCUUACCAACUGCACCACUUCAUCAUAGCGGUAGUGUGUCUAUGCCGGUACCCAUGCCGAUGCCAGAACCCAGCAAGCUUCCCAUGUCACCAUCCGCACCCGAACAUACCACAAUGGCGCCAACACCUAUUAUUCCACAAGCAACAAUACCAGGAGGACCAGGACUGGUGACAAACUUCAAGUGUAAGGAAUGUGGAGGACUUUUAGAUUCCGAGUUCGCGGUCUGUACACGAUUACAUACCCCGUUGACGGCAUACGCAGCUCCACAGAUUGGGUACUCGACUCGACCGGAUUCUCAUCUCGAUGGACAGCACCCUGUUCCUCCUGUUCCGCAGCACCAUCAACCCCCACAUGGUUAUUACCCGCAGCCUCAGCAACCGCAACAGCACCAUGGAUACUACCCUCAGCCUCAACAACACCAUCACCAUCCUCAUAACCCUUAUCCUCAACAGCAACCAGUUUACAGCGGGUACGCGCACCAUUACCCCCAACCAACAGUCGUAGCAGCAGUAGCUGCCCACCCGAGCAACAACCAUGGAACAGACGAUGCAUACUACAGACGGCCACUCACCAAUGGAUUCAAGAAACUAUUCGGAGUCUCCACUCAGUCUUAUGGAUACAACCAUCAGAUCGUUUCCCCCAUGCCUGUGGCCCCGGCGGUACAGCCUGUACAUCAUAUUAUGCCGAGCCCUCAGGGACAAACGGGAACUUUUGUCCCCUUGGCCGGCCCUCCUCCCCCCCAACCUCAGCAUCAUCAUCAGCCAUACUAUCAGCAGCAGCAACAGUAUCCAUCGGCGCCCUAUCCUCCAGAUCACCAUCAGGGGAUGAUGUCGCCUGUUGCUGGGUUCCAACAACCGCCUUACGCGAUGCCCGGAGUUGUAAAGGAUGGAUAUGGAUAUGGAGGUGCUGGGGCUGGGCUUAUGAGGUCUGCUAAUUCUACUCAACCUCCUUCUACUUGA